Messenger RNA from Solea senegalensis (Senegalese sole), 4067 nucleotides. Its product is annotated as ATP-dependent zinc metalloprotease YME1L1-like. Gene Ontology annotation, cellular component: mitochondrial inner membrane. Gene Ontology annotation, molecular function: ATP binding; ATP-dependent peptidase activity; ATP hydrolysis activity. Gene Ontology annotation, biological process: mitochondrion organization; protein quality control for misfolded or incompletely synthesized proteins. Lineage: Eukaryota; Metazoa; Chordata; Actinopteri; Pleuronectiformes; Soleidae. The transcript is spliced from 18 exons. Bases 147 to 2348 code for a protein of 733 amino acids. The record is from RefSeq and is a predicted model, not a curated record.
UAUUUUCCGCUGCAUGACGGAAGACCGCAGUGAGACAAGCUGCGGCAGAAAGUUAAAGCUAAACAAACGUGGAGCCGUAAAACUCUCGGUGACAGUUGUGUAACUUUAGCAGCUUGACGAGCACCUGGUGCCGCCGAGAGUUAAACAUGUUUUCCCUGUCAAUGACGGUUCAACCUCAGGUGACGGUUCCCCUCAGUCACCUCAUCAACGUCCUCCACUCCCUGAAGAACUCGGUGGGCAGCAGCAGCAGCAGUAACAUCAGUGCCACCUGCAAGACAAGGAAACACAAGGAGCAUGUGUCAGACUCGGAGCUCCACUGCACAGAGGUACGAGACAGCGGGAGGGAACUCAAGCCCAUGUGGAACCUGCGGGAGCUUGGAUUAUUGGACCUGGGAGCACAGCAGCUCAAUGAGCUUGUGAAUCGCGUGUUUCCAAGCCUGAGCAUGCAGGAGGUACUGCCCCCACUGGGCGGUCAGACCGCUUGGAGGACCUCCCAUCUAUCUACUCAUUCCUUUUUCAACAACAAGCACGGGUUCUCUUGUUUUUCCACACCAAUGUCAGCUCAAGUUUUUUCCAGACAGCAUCCUUCACCUCUUCAGUAUGUCUGCACAAAGCUUCAACACUGGCCAGUGUUGUUCCAGAGCAGGGGUUUUAAAACGUUAAGGAGUAAAACCAGACGUCUGCAAUCCUUUGAGCGUCCUGUGGAAUCUGAGGGGUUUACACCGUCUUUUAUGAAGGGUCUCCUUUCACGUCACAAGGGGGUUGAAGUGGAAAAUUUAGACGGCCUAUUGAAGAACAAGAACGUGCCUAAUGGACAACAGGAUGCUUUCAAGAGGGGCUUUGCUGAGGGUUUCCUGAAAGCACAAGCCCUGACACAACGCACACAAGACUCUCUGAGGAGGACUCGUCUCAUCCUGCUGGUGCUGCUUCUUGUCGGGGUGUAUGGCAUCUCCAAAACCCCCUUCCUAUCGGUUCGGUUCCGAACCACAUCAGGCCUGGACUCGGCGGUGGACCCAGUCCAUAUGAAAAACGUGACAUUUGAGCACGUCAAAGGAGUGGAAGAAGCAAAGAACGAGCUGCAGGAAGUGGUGGAGUUUCUGAAAAACCCACAGAAAUUCACAGCGCUGGGAGGAAAACUGCCUAAAGGUGUCCUGCUGGUUGGCCCUCCAGGAACUGGUAAGACCCUACUGGCCAGAGCAGUGGCCGGAGAGGCUGAUGUUCCAUUCUACUACGCCUCCGGCUCAGAGUUUGAUGAGAUGUUUGUUGGAGUGGGAGCCAGUCGCAUCAGGAACUUGUUCAGGGAGGGUAAAGCUAAUGCUCCUUGUGUGAUCUUCAUUGAUGAACUGGACAGUGUGGGUGGGAAAAGGAUCGAGUCUCCUAUGCAUCCUUACUCCAGACAGACUAUCAACCAGUUACUUGCUGAGAUGGAUGGGUUUAAACCAAAUGAAGGCGUGAUCAUCAUUGGAGCAACAAACUUCCCAGAAGCUUUGGAUAACGCACUGGUGCGUCCAGGACGCUUUGACAUGCAGGUGACUGUCCCCAAACCAGAUGUGAAAGGACGUACAGAGAUCCUCAACUGGUACCUGAGGAAGAUUAAAGUGGAUCCAGCUAUUGAGGCCAGUAUUAUUGCCCGGGGCACGGUUGGCUUCUCGGGCGCUGACCUGGAAAACCUGGUGAACCAGGCAGCCCUGAAGGCAGCAGUUGAUGGCAAAGACAUGGUCACAUUGAAGGAGUUGGAGUUUGCCAAAGAUAAAAUCCUCAUGGGUCCUGAAAGGAGGAGUGCAGAAAUAGACAGUAGGAACAAACGCAUCACAGCAUAUCAUGAGUCAGGUCAUGCGAUUGUAGCUUACUACACCAAAGACGCGAUGCCAAUCAACAAGGCUACUAUAAUGCCCAGAGGCCCAAGUCUGGGACAUGUGUCUAUGCUUCCAGAGAAUGAUCGCUGGAGUGAGACUCGCUCUCAGUUACUGGCACAGAUGGAUGUUAGCAUGGGUGGACGUGUGGCUGAAGAGAUUAUAUUUGGCCAGGAGAACAUCACAACUGGAGCAUCAAGUGACUUUGACAGUGCUACUAAGAUCGCUAAAUCGAUGGUGACCAGAUUUGGAAUGUGUGAAAAGCUGGGUGUGAUGACCUAUGCUGACAUGACGCGACAAAGUCCAGAGACGCAAGCUGCUGUCGAGCAUGAAGUCAGAGCUUUACUGAAGGAGUCCUACGAGCGUGCCAAAGCCCUGCUGAAGUCUCACGCCAAGGAGCACAAGAACCUGGCAGAAGCUCUGCUCAUGUAUGAGACACUGGAUGCCAAAGAGAUCCAGAUGGUCGUGGAGGGCAAGACCCUGGAGACGAGAUGAAAGCAGCAAGGAAAGCAACAAAGAGGGUGUUGUAAUUAAAGAGCUCAGGCAAUAACGGAGGAUGGACUCCAUUUUAAGCAGUGAAUCAGAGGAGCCUGUAUUCAGACUUGGUAUUAACAGCCAUCCUGAGUGAUCCAGUCACAUGUAGACAUUGGCAUUGUGGCUGUGGUUACAUGUGAUCAGAUCUGCUUUCACCAUGCUGUACACAGAUACACACUGACAUGUCAUGUGGGUGUGCAACCUGCUCUGCACAGACUGGGAUGUGAUCCUCCUCAUAAUGUAGUAGUUUCUUUACAUCACGCUUGAUGUGCAUAAUAGUUUGCAUCCGGGUUAUUCGCAAUUUCGUUCCGUCCGGUGUGCAAAGACCUUUAGAACAAUAACUCUACAGAUAAAGUCGCGAGUUUUGUCGCUAGUCGUUUUUAUUCAAAAAUAGUCGCUAGAUCUCAGAUCUCAAGACACAUUAGUUUAGUCCCAACCUGAGCUUAUCUUUGUUGACGUGUAACCAUGGACCACUCAGGAUGGAUUUACAGACCGGAUCUGAAAGCGUUCUGAUUCUCUUGACAACUGCUCAUGUGGGACAGUGUCAUGUCUUCAUGCUGUCUCCUUCAUCACAGACUAUCGUCAUUAUUCCCCUGACAAUUUACUUUCUUCUUUGUAACUUAAAGAUGUUUUUUUUCCACUUUUGUUCCCGCUCAUGUUCUUUGAAUGUGGGGUUGGUGAAAAGGUGACAUGUCUAAUGUUAAAGGGCCAAUAUGAAAGAUAUGCAACUAGGGUUUAGAGACUUGAGGUUGCCGGGUAGUUUGACAACCCCACAUGAAUUAAAAGAGUUAAACUUUUUUCCCACAACAUAAACGGCUUGUGUUAUUAUCAUCCAUCAGUUGUGUACUGUGUGGUAUAUGUUUGAAAAGUCCUGCCCUGCUCUUUCUCUCUACUCUCUGUUGCUUAAAGGUGGCCUUUUGGUGGAAUGUACUGUAGCUGUAUAUUUUUUCUUUUGAAAUCAGGAGUGUAAAAAGUCAAAAGAUCUCUGUCUCAGCAUUUGGGAUAAGUGGGAAAAAAAAAGGAAACUAAACUUGUGCAAUCUAAGUAAUUCAUUUCAUGUAUGGUUUGUGUACAGAUUGAAGAGAAACUGCUGCGCAGCCUCAAAAAUCAUGCACACAAUUCAAGCUGCAUUUAUGUCGUGGGAUCUUAAGGAUUUAAAAGUGGAACCAUUGGUUUAAUUUAUUAAAAUACUCUUUAGUUUGCGUUCAGAAAAGCCUUGGAGCACAAAUAUAUAUAUAUUUUUUGUAUGUAAUCUGUGGAAGAAGAUGCGAGAUAAACAAAGUUUAAAGAUUUCAGUGUGACCUCUCUUAAACACAGUCUGUAGGAAUAGACACUUGUGGUAAUGUCUUCAUUUUAAAUAGAAUUGUGGAAACAGCAACAAUAUAUGUAAUAUUUAAUUUACUACAAAGUGUGGCUCAAGAUUACCCACUAUUGUUGCUCCUAUAAUCAUAGUGUUAAUGUUUCUUUUAGUGUUAUUUUACCCACGGUUCGCCGUCUAUAUGUGUGACGUGUGAUGGGAACUUUGUAAAUAGAUGUAUAGUAAAAAAGUGCUUUUAUGCUGCUGUGCACACUGAAUGGUUCUUUGCUGUGGACUCUCAGGAGUCUGUUGAACACUGAGGAUGAUGCGUGAUGAAUGUAUGUGCAGCUCAAAGAAAUAAAAAGAAACCCACGUAGACAUUU